AUGCAACAUAUCGUAGACUCUCUCAGUCGCGCACCACCCUUGUGUCCAACGGCACUGUGUGACCUGCUACCCAUAAUCGAUAUCAUUGUAACCUCCAUGUCGGCCACAACUGAGCACACAACAGACAAGGCUGCCAGCGCCGAAGUGAAAGACUUGACCAACCUCGAGAACAAGGAUCCUAUCGUCCAGAGCGAUCUACAAGGCGCAACAAGCGCUUCCAGCACGUCUGAUGUUUCGGACCAGAAAGCAGUGGAAAAUACUUCCCUAGAUCCAACUACGGGCACAGAUGAGAGCAAGGAUGUGCAGGGCAAGGAAACCACCGACGAUGAAUCGGAUUCAGACGACUCGGAUGUGCCUCACUUUGAAGGGGGCACUCCUCGCGGUCGCAUCCAAGGCCCGGUCGCCGGUAGCAAACCCAAACCCAGGCCAAAAUAA
This is a messenger RNA of Cyclocybe aegerita, 435 nucleotides long. Lineage: Eukaryota; Fungi; Basidiomycota; Agaricomycetes; Agaricales; Hemipholiotaceae. The record is from the annotation of a GenBank genome assembly.